AAGGAAAAGAGAAGAAAAUUAACAAAAGCAAAAACAAGAAAUUUAAGAGAAAUGCAGCUAUGAAGCAUCUCCCUUAAUUCUCCUUCUCCUUUUUUUUCUCUGAUUUUCUCAAUCUUUUAUCUCCCCUUUUUUUCCAGACUCAUUUUCCAUGAUAGAUUGCUGUUUCUUUCUCUAAGAAUUUUGUUUUCCUAGGAAAUUCUGUUGUGUUUCAUACAAAAUUUAUAUGGAUUGAUAAAAGCAGCAUUUGGAAGAGAGAUUGAAGCUUCCCUAAUUGAAUAGCAAUGUCGUGCUGUGGAGGUGGAGAAGAGGACGUUUACAGCGGUGGUCCGCCACCUAACCAAAAUACAGCCCCUCCUAAAGCCGGCAAUCCCUACGGUGGUGUUAGUGAUAGAGCAGAGCCAAGGGGUGGUACAAGAAAUGGAGCUCCUCAGAAAGUUUUACCAAUCGAGAUACCGGCUGUGCCCUUGGACGAGCUAAACAAAUUGACCGGUAACUUUGGUCAGAAAGCUUUGAUCGGAGAGGGAUCUUACGGACGCGUAUUUUUUGCUAAAUUAAGCGAUGGCCAGCAAGCGGCGAUUAAAAAGUUGGACACUAGUUCUUCAGCAGAACCAGAUUCAGACUUUACAGCCCAGUUAUCAACGGUUUCAAGACUUAAGCAUGAGCAUUUUGUGACUCUUAUGGGGUAUUGCCUAGAAGCAAACAAUAGAAUCUUGAUAUAUGAAUUUGCAGCUAUGGGCUCUCUACAUGAUGUAUUACACGGUAGAAAAGGGGUUCAAGGUGCGGAGCCUGGUCCAGUUCUUACCUGGAACCAGAGAGUUAAAAUUGCAUAUGGUGCAGCAAAAGGCCUCGAGUUCUUACAUGAGAAAAUUCAGCCCCCUAUUAUUCAUCGCGAUGUCAGAUCCAGCAAUGUACUUCUCUUUGAUGAUUUUACAGCAAAGAUUGCUGAUUUCAACUUGACAAACCAAACUUCCGAUACAGCAGCUCGUCUGCAUUCCACUCGAGUUUUGGGGACAUUUGGCUACCACGCUCCGGAGUAUGCAAUGACAGGACAGAUAACACAAAAAAGCGAUGUCUAUAGUUUUGGCGUUGUUCUUCUAGAACUCCUGACUGGAAGAAAGCCAGUGGAUCAUACAAUGCCCAAAGGGCAACAAAGUCUUGUCACUUGGGCAACUCCAAGAUUGAGUGAAGACAAAGUGAAACAGUGUGUUGAUCCAAAGCUAAAUAAUGACUGUCCUGCAAAAGCAAUUGCCAAGAUGGCAGCAGUUGCAGCACUUUGUGUUCAAUAUGAGGCAGAUUUUCGGCCAAAUAUGACCAUAGUUGUUAAGGCACUGCAACCACUUCUCAAUGCAAAACCUGCAGGACUUGAGUCUAAUACAUAGGCACUGUCUACUUUUGAAACCAGCAGAACUAAUAUUUUGGAGUCUUAACAAAUCUAUGAUCUUCAUAUUUGGUUGGCGUUCUCCAAUCCUCAAACAAGGGUAUUCUUGUAUUGUCCAACUAGCAGCAUAAGCAUUAAGGUUGUGCGCUCUGAAUCCAGUCUGCUUCUACAGAAUAGAAGACUUGAAAAAAAGUUUUGUGAUUUUGUGACAUGAUACUGGCUAUGAAUACCAGUAAUUUUACCUUUUGGGAGUUCGAACGUUCAGAGCCCUAUGUCUACUAUUCAAAUGUAUCACUUCUUAAUUUUACAAGAGAUCUUCAAGCCAUUAUCAUCAACAUGACAACUAAUGAAAAAGAAUGUACACAAAUUACAAUGGAGAAAGAGGAGCAAUUAUAAGCCGAUCAGGAAAUGUCGUUUUAUUUAUGAAGAUAGUACUUAAUCCUACGAAACAGCUAUGAAUAUUAAUAGUAAUACUUUCAACACAUUGAUAUUUUUCUCUUCUUUUCAGAAACUUGAACCAUAACUGCUGGUGUGAAAUCCCAAGUUUUAGUCCUCCUAAACGAGACAAUCAUUAUAUUAGCUGUGUUUGAGGAACACAAAUUAAUCUUACAAAGAGAUAUUGCUUUGUGGCUACAAUAGAGCUUACGCAGCAUUAUCACUGUUUGAGAUGGAACUCUACCACUCGAGAAAAAAUCAAUUAGAGAUUGUCACCUCAUAGAGGGACAAUGAACAUUAAAUACAAGAUUACACGCUGAAAAAGGUUUAGUGAACAUUAAAUCAGGUUGAAAAUCACACACAUUUGGUUAACAUUCUCCUCAUUAGUAAUUCAAAAGAAGGAUAAGGCAACGCAGCGCUUAUGUAAUUCAAAUAGAACUCAUAAUCAGUGCAUAGAAUGAAGCAGUAACAGAUAAUUUCGCACUUCCAUUUGGAGCAACAAGUUCAAUGAAGGCCUCAACUGAUAUUGUAAACAAAAUUUCGAAAUAAAAA
This is a messenger RNA of Lycium barbarum (goji berry), 2365 nucleotides long. Its product is annotated as probable protein kinase At2g41970. Gene Ontology annotation, molecular function: protein tyrosine kinase activity; ATP binding. Gene Ontology annotation, biological process: protein phosphorylation. The record is from RefSeq and is a predicted model, not a curated record. NCBI's taxonomy places the organism in Eukaryota, Viridiplantae, Streptophyta, Magnoliopsida, Solanales, Solanaceae. The transcript is spliced from 8 exons. The coding region runs from base 282 to 1379 and encodes 365 amino acids.